Molecule: messenger RNA, 4477 nt
Organism: Synchiropus splendidus (mandarinfish)
Lineage: Eukaryota; Metazoa; Chordata; Actinopteri; Syngnathiformes; Callionymidae
Gene: exoc5
Product: exocyst complex component 5
Exons: 18
Coding region: 170-2296 (708 amino acids)
Biological process (GO): Golgi to plasma membrane transport; exocytosis
Cellular component (GO): cytoplasm; exocyst
Source: RefSeq, a predicted model, not a curated record
GCCGCUGCGUCGUCGUCGUCACCUCCGCCCUUCUCUUCCGCACAGGAAGCGGGAUUGCUAACCUGCUAGCUGUCAACAAUUCCGAGUACUCUGCAGGAGAAUUCAUGAGGUAGUUUCAGUGAAGGUCGACAAAGCUGCCAUUCAUUCCGCCGUCAGCUGAGAAUCAAACAUGGCGACCACUGCUCAGCUGUUCGAGGAACCUUUUGAUGCGGAUGAAUACAUAGAACGCUUGGCAUGGAGGACACCUGGAGGAGGCUCCAAGGGAGGAGCUGAAGCCUUCGACCCCAAACGGUUGUUGGAGGAGUUCGAGAACCACAUCGAGGAACUGAAGCAGCUUGACGAGAAGAUCCAGCGACGGGUGGAGAAGCUGGAACAUCAGUGUCAUCGGGAGGCCAAAGAGUUUGCACACAAGGUUCAGGAUCUGCAGAGAAGCAACCAGGUGGCCUUCCAGCACUUCCAGGAGCUGGACGAUCAUAUCAGUUAUGUGGCCACGAAGGUCUGCCACCUCGGCGACCAGCUCGAGGGCGUCAACACUCCUCGCCAGCGGGCUGUCGAAGCUCAGCGUCUGAUGACCUACUUCAACGAGUUCCUGGACGGAGACCUACGCAGCGACGUCUUCAACGACCCCAGCAAGAUUAAAGAGGCAGCUGAUAUCAUUCAGAAGCUGCACCUCAUUGCUCAGGAGCUGCCGUUCGACAGAUUUGCAGAUGUUAAAGCCAAAAUUGCCAGCAAGUACCACGAUCUGGAGCGGCAGUUGAUCCAGGAGUUCACCGCCGCUCAGCGCAAUGGUGAGAUUGGACGUAUGCGUGAGGUGGCGGCAGUUCUGCUACAUUUCAAGGGCUACGCUCACUGUGUGGACGUCUACAUCAAACAGUGUCAGGAGGGGGCUUACAUGAGGAACGAUGUGUUCGAGGACACUGCAGGCCUCUGCCAGAGGGUCAACAAACAAGUGGGCGAGGUCUUCAGCAGCCCAGAAACGGUCAUGGCCAAGCUGAUCCAAAACAUCUUUGAAAAUAAACUGCAGGCUCACGUGAAGGAGAAACUGGAUGGGACGCGACACUCAGAUGUGGAGCAGUACCUGAAGAAUCUCUACGAGCUUUAUAGCAGGACGACGGCGCUAGCUACGAAGCUGUCGGAGUUCAACCUGGGCUCAGAUAAGCACACCUUCCUGUCCAAGCUCAUCAAGAGCAUCUUCUCCUGCUACCUGGAGAGCUACAUCGACAUGGAGAAGGACUACCUCCGCACCCGUGGUGCCACCAUCCUGCAGCGCUACUACGAUUCCAAGAACCACCAAAAACGUCCCAUUGGCACCGGCAGCAUCCAGGAGCUGAAGGAGCGGAUCAGGCAGCGCACUAAUCUCCCUCUGGGCCCAAGCAUCGACACUCAUGGAGAGACCUUCUUGUCUCCAGAACUGGUGGUCAACCUGUUGCAGGAGACGAGACACGCCUUCGAGCGAUGUCACAGGCUCUCAGACCCCUCCGACCUUCCCAAAAACGCAUUCUCCAUUUUCCUGCUGCUGGUGGAGCAUCUCUGUGUGGACCACAUUGACUACGCACUGGAGAUCGGACUCUCGGCAAUCCCGUCACCUGAUGCCAAAAACGCCAACCUGUACUUCCUGGACGUGGUGCAGCAGGCCAACUCCAUCUUUCACUUGUUUGACAAGCAGUUCAAUGACCAACUCAUGCCCCUCAUCAGCUCCUCCCCAAAGCUGGCAGAGUGUUUGCACAAGAAGAAGGAAGUGAUCGAGCAGAUGGAGGUGAAACUGGACACAGGGAUUGACAGAACACUGAACUGCAUGAUGGGGCAGAUGAAGCACAUCCUGGCCACAGAGCAGAGGAAGACGGAUUUCAAGCCAGAAGACGAGAACAACGUCAUGAUCCAGUACACUACGGCGUGCUCCAAAGUCUGCGCCUACGUCAGUCGACAGGUGGAGCACGUGCGAAAGUCCAUGGACGGCAAGAACGUGGACACCGUGCUGACAGAGCUCGGUGUCCGCUUCCACCGCCUCAUCCACGAGCACCUGCAGCAGUUCAGCUACAGCUCCAUGGGAGGGAUGCUGGCCAUCUGUGACGUGGCCGAGUACCGGCGCUGCGCUAAGGACUUCAGGGUGCCUCUGGUGCUGCAGCUCUUCGACACACUCCACGCCCUCUGCAACCUCCUGGUGGUGGCACCUGACAACCUGAAGCAGGUCUGCUCCGGAGAGCAGCUCACCAACCUGGACCGGAACCUUCUGCACGCCUUCGUCCAGCUCCGGGUGGACUACCGCUCAGCCAGACUGGGUCGUCACUUCAGCUAAUGACAGGAGUUUUGACCCCUCCCACCUUCCGUCCAGUGAAACAGCACAGAGAGCGCGACGCCAUCCUCUGCCACUUCAAACUAUCAAUCUGUUUUGAAUCUGUAAUCUACAUUUCUCAGAUCAGUAAGUGCUGCUUCAGAUGGUGCCAAAUAUUAAAACUCUCGCUGCUGGAAGGAGAGUCAAGCUGCCCACUUGAAACCCCCCCGCACUCCCCUCCCGCUUCAGUUGAAAUGAACUGGACCCGACAGUGAUGGUCCUGCCAAGCGUGAGACCAAGUCCUGUCUGGGUCACAGAGACUCAUGACUGCUCCUCUGACCUCUCCCUGUAGAGCUGAGGUCAGAGGUGGAGCGAUCCUCACCCUUCACAGCUCUUGAGGUCUGGGUGGUCCGGCCCAGGCGCCCGGCGUGAUGGACCGGUCGGUGAGUACACCUCACUGUAAUUGCACACAUCAACACUUCCCCUCGCGGCCUCCGUCAGUGAGGGAACUGAACUUCUCACAGGGCUCAGAUGAGUCGCCUUCAACUGCACUGAGUAAAGAAGCAGAUGCCUAAAUGUCAAAGCUGCUCCAAAUGUUCUGCUGUUGAUCUUCACUCAUUAAAGAGAUGUUGAAUUUCAUUGUUUUCUCUCUGAUCAAUGUCCUCGAUAGAGACAGGAAAGACAGCAGGACUCAAGUCGGGGGAAAGGUGAACCAGGUCUGCAGUUCAACUCAGGUACUUCUACCAUGCCACUUAGUAACGUUCUGAUCCAUGGUGUCUUCUGUCUGGAGUAGAAAUCAGCUGCGACUGGACUCCAUGUAUGAGUGAGAUUACCCAUAAAGAACCUACAGGACAGCCUGAUUCAAACCUCUCUGAAGGUCAGAAGAGAAAAGUGAUGGAUUCCUACAGUGAAUUUAACGUAUGUCCUUCCUACUUCAGUCAGUUUAAACUGAUUCAGUUGCUACAAAAAACACAUCAGGAGAGAUUUGUUCACACAUAUUGAGGAAGCACGACCAGGAUGGUGUCUGCGUUUGAGUAGGAAUGACCUUGUCAUGCGUGUUAGUAAGAAUAGUGUUCCAUCUCUGUCUGUUUUCAUAAGUUUUCAGUCAAAUCUGGCCUGGGAGUUUGACCUCCUCACAGUGAGUACAAAACACCCUGAUAAACUUGUCACUCAUUUGUCUGUGAUGUAAGGUCAGAGGUACCAAGUCGGCCGUGCCUUUGACCUCCACAGUCUGCCUCUGGAAACACCCUGAAUCUAGUGACAGCACCUUCAAAGAAACUUUGUCCUGCUCGCGCUGUGAAUGUCACUUGAGAUGAAACAAGUCAUCAAGUAUUCAUGGGAAUUCUUGCCACCAGAGCAAAGUUCCUUCCUCGACUUGGAGCCGACGGGGGAUUAGAUUUCUACCAGUUGAUGAAUUGUGUGCGGUGGCCACAGAGCGGGGCGAGAUAGAGACGCCCGAGAGCUCAGUUCCGGCUCCGGCUGGUUAGCGCUGUGUAGAAGGUACACACGCUGCCGCCGAGAUCAAACAACAUAAUUAAUUAGGCUAAUAUUAAUAUUAUCAAAUGCCACAUAAAUUCAAUUCUCGCAGCCCUAAUCACAACUGGAUAGCUUGUAAAAAUUAUUUUGUUAGGCUCGGGUGCAAACACUGCUUCUUUUCCAAACAUUUGACAACUAUUUGUUUUCCUGGCGAUUACUGUGGAAGAGGCAGGGGGGAGCGACGCCGGGCCAGCGACGAUAACUGCUGUGUAGAUGGAACCAGCGGCUGCGUCUGGCCCCAGGGACUCCUGACGCGGAUGCGUGCGAGAGGGUGGAGGGUGUUUUUCUGGGGAUGCUGUUUGAGCAGGUGGAGAGGAUUAGUGAGACUGUCAACACUGGAGCGCUGGAUAAGACUGUCCUCUCUCUAGCGUCAGUUUAAGCAGCUACUGCAUCCACAUUCAGACACAUGAAGACUCGUGGCUGCAGAGGUGUCAGGGCGGAUCUUCUCGUGGUUCAUUUACGGCCCUCUUGUAUCCACACUUGACCUUGCCUUGGCCGCUCUGGGGCCUCUUGGACUCUGCUUUAUGAAGUCAUCAUUCCAAGGACAAAAGGAGACAAUGACAAGGACCGAUUCUCAUGUGACUUCUACUGGAGGAGUGAAGGAUUUGCCAUUCAAUGUGGCUUCAGAAACUGUUGAAGCCAAGUCAGAAUCCAGACUAUUAGCGUGUA